Cyphellophora attinorum is the source of this 1230-nucleotide messenger RNA. Its product is annotated as 12-oxophytodienoate 3. NCBI's taxonomy places the organism in Eukaryota, Fungi, Ascomycota, Eurotiomycetes, Chaetothyriales, Cyphellophoraceae. Bases 1 to 1230 code for a protein of 409 amino acids. The record is from RefSeq and is a predicted model, not a curated record. The transcript has 2 exons. Gene Ontology annotation, molecular function: FMN binding; oxidoreductase activity.
AUGGUUUCCGCGGAAGGAGGAAUUGCAGCGAAUGGCGGAGUGGCCCGAGUGAAGGGGCCACAGUCGAAAUUGUUCACGCCACUGAAGAUAUCCAAUGGCGCCAUCGAGCUCAAACACCGCGUAGUGAUGGCGCCGAUGACUCGCAAUCGCGGCGUGCCUCUGUGGCCUGACAGCACAGAAGAGCGGCAGAAUCGAGUAUGGUUGCCAGACGAGCUGAUGGCAGAAUAUUACGCGCAGCGCGCCAGUCAAGGAGGUCUCUUGAUCACAGAAAGCAUACUGCCAAGCGCGGAGUCUGGGGCCAUGCCUGGAGUCCCUGGUCACAGAGCUGUCCACGCUCGUGGAGCGUUCAUAUACGCCCAACUUACGCAUCACGGACGUGCUUGCAUCCCGCAGUACGCUGGACACAGUCCUGUCUCGGCGUCGGCGACGCCAUUUUCGACGAACGAGAAGUAUCCGUAUCCGCCUCCAUUCACACCCACAGACAUAUCGUAUAUGGACUCUUUGGUUGCAUAUAGGGACCACCCACCGGUUGCGCUCGACGUGGAGGGCAUCCAAAGGACAGUUGACGACUAUGUUCGCGCCGCAGAGAUGGCCAUGGCUGCUGGCUUCGACGGAGUUGAGAUCCACGCUGGAAAUGGUUAUCUUGUGGACCAAUUCUUGAACUCCAAUGUCAACACACGAAGCGACUCAUACGGUGGUAGUCCCGAGAAGCGGUGCAAGUUCGCUUUGGACCUGAUAGAGAGCAUAGGCGAGGCUAUCGGCGUGAGGAACGUUGCGAUCCGACUGUCGCCCUUCGGCGUCUACAACGAUAUGGGCGACGGCCAUCGAUUCGAGACCUGGAGUUGUCUUUUGCAACAGAUCCAGCUAAGGUAUCCAGAUCUCAGCUAUGUGCAUUUCGUCGAGCCGCGGGAGGACGAUUUGAACAAGAUCGGCGACGCUUGGCCUCGAGACCAGGCCAUGGACCUGAGCUUUGCCCGGGACAUCUUGCACCAAGUCCCGAUAAUCAGUGCAGGAGGCUGGAAUGAUGAAACUUGUUGGGACAUUGUAGAAUCCGAAAGGACUAUCGAUGCGUGUGCGUUCGCGAGAUGGUUUGUCAGCAAUCCUGAUCUCGUCGACAGGCUGAGAUCGGGAACGCUCUUGACGACGUACAAUCGCAAGACAUUUUACGGCCCAUCCAAGCGCCGGGAGAUUGGCUAUACGGACUAUCCGAGCUGCACUCAGACCAGCUGA